Molecule: messenger RNA, 807 nt
Organism: Pogonomyrmex barbatus (red harvester ant)
Lineage: Eukaryota; Metazoa; Arthropoda; Insecta; Hymenoptera; Formicidae
Source: RefSeq, a predicted model, not a curated record
AUGCAGUACUACGAGAAAUAUAAUAGUUAUCGCAUCGAGAAAGCAAUAGCAAUAAAUACGCUGAACAAUGUUAAUUUACAAAACGAGAUUACGAUGUAUAAACAAAUAAUUCAUGCGGUAGACAUUCAUCGUAAAGCUAUCAAGUUUAUCGCAUUAUUCUUUUCUGGUUGUGAUCAAUCACGCAUGGCUUUAAUAAUGUUUGCUGUAAUUUGUUUGAGCUUCAAUCUUUAUGGCAUUUCAGAGGCUAUCUUAUUUGGAGACUUCCAACAAUUUAUAAUACAUUUUCUACUUGUACUCAGUAUUUUUGUAUAUGGUUUUGCAGCAAAUUAUGCUGGACAAGAACUCAUAAAUCACAACAACCGCAUAUUUUCCACUGCGUAUAAUGUUCGAUGGUACAUAGCACCGUUACAUAUACAGAAGUUAAUAUUAUUUCUUUUACAAAGGGGCACCAAAACUGUCAGCCUGAAUAUUGGCGGAAUGUUCGUGUUGUCUGUAGAGCUUUUUGGCAUGUUAGUGAAAGCAUCGAUAUCUUACUUUACUGUUAUUUGUUCUAUGGAACAUUGAGACGAAAAUUUAUCAUUCAAUGAUGUAUUACAAGUUAUAGUACAAUAGGUAAGUUUAAAUACAAUUUUUCUAUCUGUUCAUUGUUAGAUAAGCUUCCUGAAGAAUUAACGUUUCUUUCUUUCUGAAUCGAAUCGAAAUUGUAUAAUAUGCAUUCUGUUUACAACGAAAGUAUAAAUAGAAGUCUUACUUGAUUUUUACAUUAAAUUAAUGAUAUCUAUUAAACGUGAAACAUUUUUUACUUUU